GCGUCUAGAAUUCCAGAUGCUUGAAUGUUUAGAAUUGGAGUACCAAGAGUUCCAAGUAUGUAGUUUAUAUAAUUUUGUAAACACCAAGUAUUUGGGUACCUAAAGUACCAGAUAUCUGAGUCAACAGAGUUUCACACAUUCAGGGACGUCUAAAUCUCAGGCAUAUUGGGUGUUUGAAGUUGUACAUAUUUAGACAGCUAGGAUCCCAGAGUAUCUAAUAAAAAUCCAAGCAACAUUUGGGUACUUAGAGUUUCAAAAAUCCAACAAUUAAACUCCAAGAUAAAAUUCCAAAUAUAUAUAUGUCAAAUGUUGAUCCUCGACGAAUUGAUUUAGAAAUCCUCUUCGAUCAAUUGAUUUAGAAUGGAAGGUGAGUGAGUGUUUCGAAUGUGAAGGGACUGGAAAAGAGUUUUUCUUCCAGGGAGGACGAAAUAUCGGCCAAUCGGCCGUUCUACAAUCCUGACACGACGGCCAUCAAGGCGCCAGCCGGCCAGGGUUGCCCGCGCUGCGGUGGCAUGGUGUUCGCCGCCGAGCAACAGCUCGCCAAAGGUACCAUGUGGCACAAGAAGUGUUUCAACUGUGCCGAAUGCCAUCGACCUCUGGACUCUAUGCUGGCCUGCGACGGACCCGACAAGGAAAUUCACUGCCGAUCUUGCUACAGCAAGCUGUUUGGGCCCAAAGGAUUUGGUUUCGGGCACACGCCGACUCUCGUCUCGACCAACGGGGAUCACGCUCCCUCGUACAUCGACGCGAAGCCUCAGGUGGGCCAGAAACGUACAGAUGGCAACGGGUGCGCGCGUUGCGGCUACCCGGUGUACGCUGCGGAGCAGAUGAUCUCGAAGAACCGCGUGUGGCACAAGCGUUGCUUCAGCUGUGCCGAGUGCCACCGUUCGUUAGACUCGACGAAUCUGAACGACGGACCGGACGGGGACAUCUACUGCCGCGGUUGUUACAACCGGAAUUUCGGACCGAAGGGCGUAGGUUUCGGCAUGGGGGCGGGCACCCUGACGAUGGCC
This is a messenger RNA of Heterotrigona itama, 1013 nucleotides long. NCBI's taxonomy places the organism in Eukaryota, Metazoa, Arthropoda, Insecta, Hymenoptera, Apidae. The record is from the annotation of a GenBank genome assembly.